GUGAUUCUGUGGUCUUGAAGUUAUCCAUCAUGUGACUACAGUGUUAUAGAUGAUCUCCAAUCAGCAGAAUAACAGAAACGUGUUUAUUAUCGCGGCCGAGCGUCAGUUGAACAGGAAGUAUGGCCAGGCAGUGGUCUGAGGGCCACUCCACAUCCAUCCUGUGUGUUGGGGCGUCUCCGGGCCCCGACGGUCUCCUCGCUUCCGGCUCUGAAGGUGGAGAGGUCACGGUGUGGAGUCAGGAGGGAACCAUCGUCGGCCGCCUCGCUCUCCCUGGUGAAGAGGACAGCACAAGUGUUGUCUUUUCACCCGCAGCUCCGGGACAGCUCUACGUGUCACAUGGAGACACAGUGAGUGUACUCGACCCCCGCAACCUGAAGGGCCCCGUGGAGCAGUUUCUGGGUGCAGGGGAGGAGGAGAUCAAUGCUUUGGCACUAAGCGACACAGGUUCAGCCCUGGCGGUGGCUGAUGACUCCGGGGCGGUCCGGGUACUGGAGCUUCCAGGGGGGAAAGUGUGCAGGACUCUUCGUAGACACACUAACAUCUGCUCCUCUGUGGCGUUUCGGCCCCACAGGCCCAAUAACCUCCUGUCUGCUGGACUCGACAUGCAGGUGAUGCUGUGGGGGCUGCAGAAAACGCGCCCUCUUUGGACCCUCAACCUCCAGGACGUAGCAGAAGAAGAAGACGACCAUCAGCAGAGACCUGGUCAGCUUUUCAACCCGCCACUGGCCCACUGUGUUACUGUGGCGAGUUGUGGAAACAUUUUGGGUUGUGCAGCAGAGGACGGACGAGUGCAUCUGAUGCGGAUCGGCAGCGGCUCUAAACUGGAACAGCAGGGAGCAUUCAAAGCUCACAGUCAGGGCGCCUCACAGGCCCACUUUGUUAGUUUCCUUCCCCACCCUUACUGGCUCGUCACUGGAGGGAAUGACAGCCAGGUCGCCCUGUGGGACCUCAGUAAGCACCCGGUGGUGUCUCCAGAGGCAAAGGCCAAAACUCGAGUGACAGCGGCCCCACGCAGGAAGAGUAAGAGCAAGGCAAAGAGGAAAGAACAAUCUCAGGAUAAAGCAAAGACCCCACCGAAGGCUGAGGAAGACAAAGAGGAAGCUAAAGUGGAGGAUGAAGCAGCAGCAGCAGGUUCAGAGGAGGUGACAGAGGAGAAGUCGGGGCCCAAACUGAGCAUCAGUCAUGGGGACAAAGUGAACUGGUUGUGCCCUGCGGUGCUGAAAGGAGAACCCACUGUGGUAGUCGCAGAUCAGAGCUCCAGUCUGACCGUCUACCCUCUGCCUCAACUGUAGAUUCACACACUUUACUACACGUUCUUUAAUCUUUUGCUCUGGCCAUAGAAGUAUUUUGACUUGCUGUAUGUUUUUGAAAUGUCAUACACUCCUGUUAGAACUGCUAGCAUCAUUAUUUGGACUAAAUUGUGAUUGGCUUAAUAUUGUGACAGUAGGAUCUUGUUCUCCUUUAAUAAAACCUGAACUGUGGGCAGAAACCAAAGCUGACCAGUGCUGGAAGGAAGAUCUUUACACGAGCAAUCAUCUGAUUUGUUUGAGUUUUCACAAAAUAUUCAACACAGUAACAUGUGUAAUGUGUU
Morone saxatilis (striped sea-bass) is the source of this 1591-nucleotide messenger RNA. RefSeq names its product WD repeat domain 53 (gene wdr53). Gene Ontology annotation, molecular function: protein binding. The coding region runs from base 120 to 1292 and encodes 390 amino acids. The transcript has 3 exons. Lineage: Eukaryota; Metazoa; Chordata; Actinopteri; Moronidae. The record is from RefSeq and is a predicted model, not a curated record.